AACCUUUGCCUUUGUUUAAAUCGUCGAUCAUGUGGUUAAUUCUAGAUGCCAAUAAAGAUCAAUCGUUUUCGAAGUCAACAGUGGUAUAAACUAAGAGAUGUUUUAUCUGCCGUUUUUCAUUUUUACUCACUUUGUUUGUGGUUAUGAUGCACUAUCGGUACCGAUAGUACCUCCUCAACCUUGGAAAGCCGCUCUUAUGGCAAGAUACGUCAUACACAUGACAGAUUGGGUUUCGAUAGCAACUAUAUCUACUCAAGAAGCAAUAAAUGGUUUUCCUUUCGUAAGUUUGAAAUCCUUCAGCGAUGGUACAUCAACUAAUUCAACAGGUGUUCCAUAUCUUUAUAUGACCGAUCUAGACGUUACAGGCAAAGAUGUUAUGAAAGACAGUAGAGUUACGAUAAUGGCGACAUUAGCUGAAACUAAUUACUGCGAGAAUAAAGAAUUUGACCCGCAAGAUCCCAGAUGUGCUAAAAUACUUAUGAGUGGAAAAUUGUUUAAAAUCGAAGCAACUUCACCAGAAUACGAUUUCGGGAGAAACUCUUUAUUUGAAAAACAUCCUAGCAUGAAAAACUGGCCGAAAGAUCAUCUGUUUUAUGUUGCGAAAGUAGUUCCUGAACAAAUUGAAGUUCUAGAUUAUUUCGGAGGAUUGAAGUUCGUUACAAUCGAAGAUUAUUUUAAUGCCAAUAUAACCGAAUUAAUAAAUUUAGAUAGACACUUUUCCAGAGUUGCUAUUAUUGAUAUUGAUGCCAAUUGAUUCAUAAAAAUUAUUUGUAAAUAAAUUAAGUACGUUAGUAUCUACAUUAGAAAUGUAAUUUUACAAAAAACUGCAAAUAUAUUUUGUUUGUGAA
This is a messenger RNA of Diorhabda carinulata, 848 nucleotides long. It is a transcript of the gene CREG, whose product is annotated as protein CREG1. The transcript has 6 exons. The coding region runs from base 98 to 754 and encodes 218 amino acids. Lineage: Eukaryota; Metazoa; Arthropoda; Insecta; Coleoptera; Chrysomelidae. The record is from RefSeq and is a predicted model, not a curated record.